CUGGCUUAUUUCCAUACUCAUUCCACUUCAGACACGAUGAUAAUUGCUGCUAAAGUGAAGGUUUUGGCUGUUGUUUGUAUAAUUUGUGUUGUGGGGGCUGAAGUAACUCCUGAAGACCAUGUAGUUCUGGUCGCACCAGUCUUAGCCCCUCCGAAGUCCUCCAGAGCGAGGGUCACCGAAACUGCCAAGGAUUUUCCAGUGCUGAUGGUGUUGGCCACGAAUAAUAGUGAAGCGAAGGUACCAGAAGUGGAAGAAGAACAUAAUAAUAUGCCUAUUUAUGUACUGAAGCUAGAAGACCAAAAAUUUACCUAUAGAAGACGCAGAAGAUUUUCCAAGCUAAGAGUUCUUCGAAAUAAUUAGUUUAAAUUUACUAAAUAAAUUAAUAUGCUCAAACGUUUUUUUAAGUCAUAAAUAUAAAUAAAUGCCUUGUAACAAAUUCUUCACUAAACUGGUAACUUAUUACUGACGUAGAGAAAAACCACGACGUUAACUGACAUAGAUAGGUACAGUCCACUAGCAAAAUAUCUACUAAUAUAAUAUCUAACUACAAUGUUGAUGAUGUUAUUUGUUGUUGAGUAAAUCAAGAAAUAAUAAAAAUCUAUGUUUGCAGAUAAAGGGUUAGCAUUUUUUUAAUUACUUUUGACUCAGGUAUCAACUACGUCAAUUGUACCCUGUACCUACGUCAAUAAAUUCUACAAUAAACAACUACUUUGUGACAAGUACUGUACCCACAUGACCAAAUUGGCUUAUGUAACACAGGUAUCACAUAAAGGCAGCAAUUUUGAAAUUAUGAAAGACAAUUUCCUUCAGAUAAAAUCAACUUGACACUAAAGACAAUAUAUAAACUGUGUCGCAUCCUGAAUUUACACAGAUUCACAUUCAGCCUCAAGACAUUACAUAUUAUAACAAUGCCACUGAAAAUCAGAUUUUUCCUUGCUUUAACAUUGGUGUACUAUGUAGAGUGCUUUUAUAUUGCUGGUGAUGGAAAACUUCCACCUAUAAAUAUU
Messenger RNA from Ostrinia furnacalis (Asian corn borer), 1007 nucleotides. RefSeq lists its product as uncharacterized. The transcript is spliced from 2 exons. NCBI's taxonomy places the organism in Eukaryota, Metazoa, Arthropoda, Insecta, Lepidoptera, Crambidae. The record is from RefSeq and is a predicted model, not a curated record. Bases 37 to 360 code for a protein of 107 amino acids.